GUUCAAAGGUAAUGAGCAGAGCUUCACCCGAAGCAGUUGUUGUGAUAUGAUGGAAAAAUUCAAGAUCCUAUAGGUAGUUCCUUCCCUGGAAGUAAAGCCCCUUUACGCGAUACGGACUGGGCCUGCUAAUGAAGAUGAAUCGAAUGGUGGUGUUUCUUUGCCUCCUGGCAACAGCCGGAGCAGCUCCAGCCUCUCACAAUGUACAUAGUAGCACUGGAGAUAAUAAGGAUGUAUCAAAUGCAAGGAAUGCAAGUGAACGUGACGUUGGGAAGAAUAACAAGGAAUAUUUUGAACACCAAAAGGCAAAGAAAGUCAGUGGAAAUACCAAUCCCAUCAGUGAAAAACACAAUGGUGCUAAAAGUGCAAUAAGCGGAAUAAAAGAUUCCCACACUGGUGCAAACCUAAUUGCUGCUGAUGAUGAUGAUUUUGUUGAUGCCAAUAGAAAUGGGGAUGGAAAAACCAAGGCCAAUCUUAGCAAUGUUAAAACACCUGGAAGUAAUAAAAUCCAAGUUCCCAAUGGACCUGGUACUGAUGGGGAAACUAUUAAUGGUGCUGUGGAAGAUGGUGUCUUUAUCUUCUUGCCCAAUGAGACUGGAGGAGGAAACUUUCUUGGUACAAGCCAAACAGAGCCUUCUAGUUUUGAUCCAAAUGGUCAGAAGGGCAAGGCUGGAGAUACAUUUGAUGAUCCUACAGGAAGCCAUAGCAACCAGGUUCAAACUCUAACCAACACCUAUGUAGGUGAACCUGAAAGAAGAGAGCCUGCAGCUAACACGAAUUUGAAAUCUACGGGGAACAAGGUCUAUGGAGAAAGUAUACAAUGGACAGAUAUGAAUGAAGGUGCCAGUGGUCAUGGUGAAGAUACAUCUGAAGAUGGUUGGGGUGAUGGAAACUCUGAAGACACGGCGGUUCUUGAGGAACAUGAGAUUGAAAAGGAUGACAAUGGGAGCAAACGUCAAGAUCACAACAGUAAAAAAACAAUGAAUUCUCUCAGCACCAGUGAGGAAGACAGUUCCCAAGAGUAUGACAUGAUCUCGGAAAAGGAUGAAACUGCGGAGCUGUGUCACAAAGCAAAGAAGAAUGAACACACAGAUCUUAAAAACAAAAGGAAUAGAGAUCUGAGCAACAGCAGUCCCAAGAAAAAAGGAGUGGCUGGGAAGAAAUCCCUAGGAGGGCUUACUAAUGCGAACAGCUCUCAAGAUGCCAAUGAACACUGGAGCAAGUCUAGAGGUGACCUUGAACAUUCAAUCCGCAAAGAUAGCAUCGACAGCAACACUUAUAGUUUUAGUGAUGAACUCAUGCAAGGAGAUGAUCCUGAUGACAGCCACGAGUCUGAAGGCUCUGAGGAGAGUGAACAAGAUGAGGAUGAGAGGGCCAGUGAGGAUGUCAGCGAUGAGCAGUCAGAGAGCAAUGAUGAAGAUAGAGGACAUCAACCACUCAGCAGGGAAUCUGAGGGUGUCAGUCAAUCAGCAAGCAGCGAGAGCCAAUCUGUUAGCAGUGAAAGCAAAUCUGAUAGUAGCAGUGAAAGUGAGAGCAAUUCCAAUAGCAGUAGUGAGAGCAAAUCCGAGAGCAGUGAGGGCAAAUCUGACAGCAGCAGUGACAGCAAAUCUGACAGCAGCAGUGAGAGCAAAUCUGAUAGCAGCAGUGAGAGCAAAUCUGAUAGCAGCAGUGAGAGCAAAUCCGAGAGCAGUGAGGGCAAAUCUGGUAGCAGCAGUGAGAGCAAAUCUGAUAGCAGCAGUGAGAGCAAAUCCGAGAGCAGUGAGGGCAAAUCUGACAGCAGCAGUGAGAGCAAAUCCGAGAGCAGUAAGGGCAAAUCUGAUAGCAGCAGUGAGAGCAAAUCUGACAGCAGCAGUGAGAGCAAAUCUGAUAGCAGCAGUGAGAGCAAAUCUGAUAGCAGCAGCGAGAGCAAAUCUGAUAGCAGUAGUGAGAGCAAAUCCGAGAGCAGUGAGGGCAAAUCUGACAGCAGCAGUGAGAGCAAAUCUGAGAGCAGUGAGAGCAAAUCUGAUAGCAGCAGUGAGAGUAAAUCUGAUAGCAGCAGUGAGAGUAAAUCUGACAGCAGCAGUGAGAGCAAAUCUGAUAGCAGCAGUGAGAGCAAAUCUGAUAGCAGUAGUGAGAGCAAAUCCAAGAGCAGUGAGGGCAAAUCUGACAGCAGCAGUGAGAGCAAAUUUGAUAGCAGUAGUGAGAGCAAAUCUGAUAGCAGUGAGGGCAAAUCUGAUAGCAGCAGUGAGAGCAAAUCAGACAGCAGCAGUGAGAGCAAAUCUGACAGCAGCAGUGAGAGCAAAUCCGAGAGCAGUGAGGGCAAAUCUGACAGCAGCAGUGAGAGCAAAUCCGAGAGCAGUGAGGGCAAAUCUGACAGCAGCAGUGAGAGCAAAUCCGAGAGCAGUGAGGGCAAAUCUGACAGCAGCAGUGAGAGCAAAUCUGACAGCAGUGAGAGCAAAUCUGACAGCACUGAGGGCAAAUCUGACAGCAGCAGUGAGAGCAAAUCUGAGAGCAAAUCUGACACCAGCAGCGAGAGCAAAUCUGAGAGCAGUGAGGGCAAAUCUGAGAGCAGCAGUGAGAGCAAAAGCAGUGAUGAAUCAGAGAGCAGUGAAAGCAGCAGUCAAGCAGCUAGCCAUGAAAGUAACAGCCAAUCAGGCACUGACAGCGAUGCCAAUGAUCAGUCAAAGAGCUAUGAAAGUGAGAGUGAAUCAGCAAGCCAUUCUGACAGCCGGAUGGCAGCCAGUAGUGAUGAAAGUUAUGCUGAUGGGAGUGACAUGGCAGAUACAACCGAAAAUUCAAGUGACAGCGAAUCUGCUGAGAGCAAGGAGAAAGAGAGCAAUCCUUUGGGCCAUGUGGACAGUGAAAGUGAAUCCAUAAGCGAAGGCAGUGAGAGCAACAAUUCCACCAGUGAUUAUUAAUGCAGAGUGAGGCAAAAGCGAUGGAAUGUAACUUAUUGGAAAUGAAAAUGGUUAUGAAAGGAAGAAGGAACAAAUGGUCAAAUCAGAUGAUUCGUAGACCUCGGCAUAGUGGAGAAUACACCUUAUCUACCCCACAACUUGUGCUGGUCCAGUACCAUUGGUCAGUCAUGCAGUGGCAUACAAGGCACAAAUUUUGUCAAAUUCUACUUGUAGUCUACAUUCGUGCAGUUGAUCUCCUAGGUAAAAUCCAGGAAUUAACCAUAUGUACAACAUCUAUAGGAGCCCCGUGGCGCACAGUGGUAAGCUGAGAUAAUGCAGCCCAAUCCAAAACCUUUAUUAGGCAUAAAACCGGUAUGUGUCAAGAAUUCCAAAUACCAUAAGAAGGUCAUUAUUGCACAACUUGUAGGACACGGAGUAAAAAUAUAGCAACAGCUCCCGAGAUUUCAACAUUAGAAUUAUUUAGAAGCUUAGCCAUUGUUUACCUAUCAGAAAGGAGCAAGGUAAUGCAGUCACAAAGCUCUGCUCACAACCUGAGUUCAAUCCCGACAGAAGUCGGUUUCAGGUAACUAUCUCAAGGUUGACUCAGUUUUCUAUCCUUCCGAGAUUAGUAAAAGAAGUACCCAGCUUGCUGG
Molecule: messenger RNA, 3526 nt
Organism: Sphaerodactylus townsendi
Lineage: Eukaryota; Metazoa; Chordata; Lepidosauria; Squamata; Sphaerodactylidae
Gene: DSPP
Product: dentin sialophosphoprotein
Exons: 5
Coding region: 129-2894 (921 amino acids)
Source: RefSeq, a predicted model, not a curated record